AUGGUGCCAUUACCGUAAACACUCCACGAUCAUCGACAUGAGGUGUAUUGGUGCGCGUUCUCCCCUACACUACUAGCGACUUGCUCCGGAGAUAAAGCCAUACGAAUAUGUAACAGGAAUGACUUCUCGGAGCGUCCGUUCUUGCCUCUGUCAGGGAACAGCUAUGGAGUUCACUGCUACAUCAAUGUCCCGGGUUUGUUCUGCCGCUCCUUCACAGAUGGCAGUUCAGUGCAGUUUCGAUUGGCCUCCUGUGGACAGGACAGUCAACUGAAGAUACGAUCCAUAUCACAGCAUGCUGUAGCACGUAGGCUGGUCUGGCCUCUGCUACGCACACACAGGAAUAGAUGGCGAGAUUCUGUGGGUCCCCGUGGUAAAGUCUUGAGGAAGGUGGAGGCUUUGAAAGCAGCGUUGAUGGGAUCAGGUGCUCCAUAUGAGUUCCUUUGUCCCAUCACCAGAGAGGUGUUGAAGGACCCUGUCAUCGCUGCAGAUGGAUAUUCCUAUGAGAAAGAGACCGUUGAGAGUUGGAUCAGCCCUAAACGCCCCAGUCCCAUGACCAACCUACCUUUACCAACAAUUUUGGUCACGCCCAACAGGAGCCUGAAGACCGCUGAAUGGUCUGCUUAA
Molecule: messenger RNA, 624 nt
Organism: Oncorhynchus mykiss (rainbow trout)
Lineage: Eukaryota; Metazoa; Chordata; Actinopteri; Salmoniformes; Salmonidae
Source: RefSeq, a predicted model, not a curated record